AUGGCCUUGGAUUUUGGCUUUGGUUUUGUAGCUGGUGUGACAGGUACAAUCGCCGGUUAUCCAUUUGAUACAGUUAAAGUUCGUCUUCAAACACAAACACUCAGUCAUCGAUUGUAUUCUGGUUCAUUAGAUUGUUUUAUUAAAAUUGCCAAGCAAGAAUCAGUAUUAGGAUUUUACAAAGGCAUGUCAUCCCCUAUGUUUGGUGUUGCACUUAUUAAUGGAGUUGUAUUUUCUGUUCAAAAUUUUUCAAAAGUCUUAUUUGAAGAUCCUAACACAUAUGCAGCAUUAGCAGCAACUGGCGCUAUUGCAGGUGGUGUACAAGCUUCUAUUUGUUCUCCAAUUGAACUUAUUAAAACACGCUUACAAAUGCAAGGUAUUGGACAACAAAGAAAAUUAUUUACAUUAUCAACAAAUUUAUAUAAGGGUCCAAUCGACUGUUUGAACAAAUCUUACACUCGCCAAGGUUUUCGAUAUGGUGUAAUGCGUGGUUUAUCGAUGACUCUAGCACGUGAUAUUCCAUCGUUUGCUGCUUAUUUUCCAGCAUGGCAAUUUUUUGUUUCACAUUUUUCUCCAACUGGUAAAGAAGCUGAUAUGCCUAUGUAUAUGAGUUUAAUAGGCGGUGCUUUUACUGGUAUUGCUGCUUGGACUGUAUCAUAUCCAUUUGAUGUUAUUAAAAGUCGAUAUCAAGCAGCAAGAGAACAUGUCUAUAAAAAUGUAUGGGAUUGUACGGUUAAAUCGCUUCGUACUGAAGGAUGGCGAGUAUUUACUCGAGGUUUUGUACCUUGUACUAUUCGUGCAAUUCCAACAAAUGCAUUUACAUAUCCAGUUUAUGCAUUUUUAAAACAAACAUUUGAUACACCGAGAGAUGAUGAUUCAAUAAUCACAACAACGACAACAACAAAACCUGUUACUAAAUUACAAUCAUCAUCAUCUUCAUUGACGGAAAAACAAUCAAUCACUCCUAUACAAUCAAUAUAA
Molecule: messenger RNA, 978 nt
Organism: Rotaria socialis
Lineage: Eukaryota; Metazoa; Rotifera; Eurotatoria; Philodinida; Philodinidae
Source: the annotation of a GenBank genome assembly